CAAAAAACAAAAAUUUGGCAUAAUCAAAAUUGAAUGAAUCGUAACGUCGUACAUUAAACUUGUUUCACAUCUUUAGCGUUACAAUUCAGUGCGCCUUGUUUGUUUCUCACCAUGAUUGUGUUUAAGGACAUGAUUACUGAGGAUGAAAUGUUCACAGACUCUCACUGUCCUCGUAUCGUCGCGGAUUUCUUUUAUGAAGUAGAAUCGAGGUUUACGACAACUUCAAGUAAGGUGGAUGGGAGACUUAUUGGCGCCAACCCUUCUGGUGAGGGUGAAGACGAUGAAGAUGUGGAUGAUACGAGUGAAAGAGUCAUUGAUUUAGUUCACGCUAAUGGUUUCAUUAGUGUUCCUUACGACCUAAAAUCAUACAAAGCUCAACUUAAAUCGUAUUUAAAAGCUAUAAAAGAACGUUUGCAAAAGACUGAUCCAGACAAGCUACCCUUACUUGAAAGUCAGGUCAACAAGUACAUGAAAGAUGUCUUUGCAAACUUUGACCAAUAUGAAUGUUUCACGGGGCCGUCAACUAAUCCUGAAGCCAUGGUAAUUUUGAUGAACUUCCGUGAGGACGGUAUGACACCAUACUUCGUUUUCUUCAAGGAUGGAUUGAUUCAUGAAAAAUGUGUAAGUUGGUUUUCUUUCGUAAUCAUGAAGAUAGUGAGGCGCAUCGUCUUCGGAAUCUUGGAAAUCAUAAACAUCUUGUAAUUUACAAAUACAAUGUGAUAUGUUUCUGAA
Molecule: messenger RNA, 732 nt
Organism: Schistosoma bovis
Lineage: Eukaryota; Metazoa; Platyhelminthes; Trematoda; Strigeidida; Schistosomatidae
Source: the annotation of a GenBank genome assembly